CGAUAAAUACAAGUAAAUGAUAACAGCGCUUAUCUCUUUCUAUUGGACGGAAAGAAGAAAAGCAAUCAAAUAAUAGAACGAUAAAUGCUUGGCAGAAUGGAUGCUGAGGACAACGGAAACUGUUGAAAUCCUUUAGAAACAUCAUAUCGCUUUGCGUAUUAUUUACUGAAAUGGCGGAAGAGAAACCACCUCCGAACUAUGAAGAGACCAUAACUGAUGGUCUAACGCCUUCUACUGCAGCGAUAAACGAAGCAUAUAUUACAGAUACUGCCGAUGAAGUUGUACAGCAGGCUCCAACUGCUCCGCCAAUCGGAAUAGCGCCGCCGGUGAGAGUCCCUUUGAUGUCGUUACUUAAACUGACUGAUAAUGAGUUAAGAGAAACUUUAUAUAAGUUCAGUAGUGAAUUCUGCUGUUACGGCACUAGAUUUAUAAGAGAAAUGAUUUUGACAGAUAUAUCUGAUGACAGCGCUUUCCAUUAUAAAUUGGAAUCAUUUGGAGAGAAAAGAGAAUCUACUCUUAGAUUCACACCCUACUAUGGUCAAAGUAUAGAUGGUCCUGAAAAUGGCCCCGCUCCUGCACCGUGGGAUGUUCCUGUUGGUGUACCGAUUAGAUUCAUCGAACAUAGGAUCACCACGGAAAUUCCUCAUACUGCGAGAGUCGAAACAUGCACAACGUGCAACGGACGUAAGAAAGUGGACUGCAGCUCUUGCAGUGGAUUCGGAACGAGCAGUUGUAGCAGCUGUUCCGGCAGUGGUAGAGAUUCUGAUGACAACUCUUGCAGUAGUUGUGGCGGAUCAGGCUCACAAAGCUGUUGGACGUGUUCUGGCACUGGGAAAGUUGAUUGUUCUACCUGCGAUGGUUAUGGCAAAGUGAAAUGGUUUAGAUUAUUGAUUGUUACUUGGACAAAUCAUGUUGAUAAUUUUGUAUCAAAUAAGGACACUUUGUCUAGAAAUCUGAUUAUUGAAGCUUCUGGAAGAGAACUUUUUAACGAGCAAGGUGACCAGGUUGAACCGAUGACUACCGCUCCUGAUAGAAUCGUAAAUGAAGCAUCUGCUGUACUAAUACAGAAACAUAAUUCAUCAUUUUUAGACGAAUUAAUUAUAGCUCAGCGUCACAGUCUUCGCGCUGUUCCUUUUACCAAAGCAACCUACGUCUGGAGAGACAAAAAGGGAGAAUUUUAUGUUUAUGGCUUUGAUAAGAAGGUGUAUUUCGAAGACUAUCCUCAACAAUGUUGCUGUUGCAUAUGCUGCUGAAAAUUCUAUGAUAAUGAAAUUUGAUAUUAUUAUAACAGUGUAUAUAUAAUGUUAUGUCAGAAUAAAAUCUGAAUAAUCUAAA
This is a messenger RNA of Argiope bruennichi, 1335 nucleotides long. Its product is annotated as protein SSUH2 homolog. Bases 171 to 1253 code for a protein of 360 amino acids. The record is from RefSeq and is a predicted model, not a curated record. NCBI's taxonomy places the organism in Eukaryota, Metazoa, Arthropoda, Arachnida, Araneae, Araneidae. The transcript is spliced from 12 exons.